GGUGGCACCUCUUCCCUCCUCCUCCUCCUCGCGUUAGUUCCGGUAGCAGAGGAGACACCGCCGCAGUUGCUGCCACCUCCGGGGUUUCUGGCUCUUUUCUCAUCGCCUUAAAUUCGGGUGUCUUUUAUGAAUAAUCAAAAGCAGCAAAAGCCAACGCUAUCAGGCCAGCGUUUUAAAACCAGAAAAAGAGAUGAAAAAGAGAGGUUUGACCCUACUCAGUUUCAAGACUGCAUUAUUCAAGGCUUAACUGAAACUGGUACUGAUUUGGAAGCAGUAGCAAAGUUUCUUGAUGCUUCUGGAGCAAAACUUGAUUACCGACGAUAUGCAGAAACACUCUUUGACAUUCUGGUGGCUGGCGGAAUGCUGGCCCCAGGUGGUACACUGGCAGAUGACAUGAUGCGUACAGAUGUCUGUGUGUUUGCAGCACAAGAAGACCUAGAGACCAUGCAAGCAUUUGCUCAGGUUUUUAACAAGUUAAUCAGGCGCUACAAAUACCUGGAGAAAGGUUUUGAAGAUGAAGUUAAAAAGCUGCUGCUGUUCUUAAAGGGUUUUUCAGAGUCGGAAAGGAACAAGCUGGCUAUGUUGACUGGUGUUCUUCUGGCUAAUGGAACACUUAAUGCAUCCAUUCUUAAUAGCCUUUACAAUGAGAAUUUGGUUAAAGAAGGGGUUUCAGCAGCUUUUGCUGUAAAGCUCUUUAAAUCAUGGAUAAAUGAAAAAGAUAUCAAUGCAGUAGCUGCAAGUCUUCGGAAAGUGAGCAUGGAUAACAGACUGAUGGAACUUUUUCCUGCCAAUAAACAAAGCGUUGAACACUUCACGAAGUAUUUUACUGAGGCAGGCUUGAAGGAGCUUUCAGAAUAUGUUCGGAAUCAGCAAACCAUAGGAGCUCGUAAGGAACUCCAGAAAGAACUUCAAGAACAGAUGUCCCGUGGUGAUCCAUUUAAGGAUAUAAUUUUGUAUGUCAAGGAAGAAAUGAAAAAAAACAACAUCCCAGAACCCGUUGUCAUUGGAAUAGUAUGGUCCAGCGUAAUGAGCACUGUGGAAUGGAACAAAAAAGAGGAGCUUGUAGCAGAGCAAGCCAUCAAGCACUUGAAGCAAUACAGCCCUCUACUUGCUGCCUUUACAACUCAAGGUCAGUCUGAGCUGACUCUGUUACUGAAGAUUCAGGAGUACUGCUAUGACAACAUUCAUUUCAUGAAAGCCUUCCAGAAAAUAGUGGUGCUUUUUUAUAAAGCUGAAGUUCUGAGUGAAGAACCCAUUCUAAAAUGGUAUAAAGAUGCACACGUUGCCAAGGGGAAGAGUGUCUUCCUUGAGCAAAUGAAAAAGUUUGUAGAGUGGCUCAAAAAUGCUGAAGAGGAAUCUGAGUCUGAAGCUGAAGAAGGUGACUGAAUUUUGAAACUACACCCUCAGUAAAGCAAACAGGAGUUGUAGAUAAAAUGUCAUGUCUCAUGUGUCCUGGUUCUUACAUCUUCCUACCUCCCUAUAUCAAGCAUGAUAUAAGGGCUUUCAUGGCAAAUUUUAUUUUAACUGUUUCUAUGGUUACUGGAAAUGUUGGAUUUAGUUUCUAAAACCAUGUUUUAGGUAGCUACAGGAGCUAUAGAUUUGAAUCUGAUGUUGCAUUAGUCUUUUCAGUUAUCUUCUACCUCCUGUAUUUUCUACUGUAAUAAUGUAAUUUAAGGCCUUCCACAAUGAACAGUUCACUUUAUUCCCUGGGUUUUCUAUAUAAACAGUUUUCAAGAUAUGAUUUGGUUAAAAAUAAUUUGUUAUAAGAAUUCUGUUUGCAAAUUAAACUGUAAAAGUA
Budorcas taxicolor (takin) is the source of this 1798-nucleotide messenger RNA. It is a transcript of the gene BZW1, whose product is annotated as basic leucine zipper and W2 domains 1. The coding region runs from base 127 to 1386 and encodes 419 amino acids. The record is from RefSeq and is a predicted model, not a curated record. Gene Ontology annotation, cellular component: cytoplasm; membrane. Lineage: Eukaryota; Metazoa; Chordata; Mammalia; Artiodactyla; Bovidae. The transcript has 12 exons. Gene Ontology annotation, molecular function: protein binding.